Molecule: messenger RNA, 1407 nt
Organism: Saimiri boliviensis boliviensis (Bolivian squirrel monkey)
Lineage: Eukaryota; Metazoa; Chordata; Mammalia; Primates; Cebidae
Gene: MMP12
Product: matrix metallopeptidase 12
Biological process (GO): proteolysis; extracellular matrix organization; collagen catabolic process
Cellular component (GO): extracellular matrix
Molecular function (GO): zinc ion binding; metalloendopeptidase activity
Source: RefSeq, a predicted model, not a curated record
AUGAAGUUUCUUCUACUACUGCUCCUGCAGGCCACUGCUUCUGGAGCUCUUCCCCUGAACAGCUCUACAAGCCUGGAAAAAAAUAAUGAGCUAUUUGGUGAAAGAUACUUAGAAAAUUUUUAUGGCCUUGAGAAGAACAAACUUCCAGUGACAAAAAUGAAAGCCAGUGGAAACUUACUAAAGGAAAAAAUUCAGGAAAUGCAGCAGUUCUUGGGGCUGAAAGUAACUGGGCAAUUGGACACAUCUACUCUGGAGACGAUGCACACACCUCGAUGUGGAGUCCCUGAUGUCCAUCAUUUCACAACAAUGGCAGGGAGGCCGGUAUGGAAGAAACAUUAUAUUACCUACAGCAUCCAUAAUUAUACACCUGACAUGAACCAUGAGGAUGUUGACUACACAAUCCAGAAAGCUUUCCAAGUAUGGAGUAAUGUUAGCCCCUUGAAAUUCAGCAAGAUUAACACAGGCGUGGCUGACAUUGUGAUGUUUUUUGCACGUGGAGCUCAUGGAGACUACAAUGCUUUUGAUGGCAGAGGUGGAGUCAUAGCCCAUGCUUUUGGACCUGGAGAUGGCAUUGGAGGGGAUACACAUUUUGAUGAGGACGAAUUCUGGACUAUAAAUUCCAAAGGCACGAAUUUGUUCCUUGUUGCUGUUCAUGAGAUUGGCCAUUCCUUAGGUCUUGGCCAUUCCAAUGAUCCAAAUGCCAUCAUGUUCCCCACCUACAAAUAUGUUGAUCUCAGCACAUUUCGCCUCUCUGCUGAUGACAUACGUGGCAUUCAGUCACUCUAUGGUCCAAAAGAGUACCAACCCAUGCCAAAGCCUGAAAAUUCUAAACCAGCACUCUGUGACCCCAAUUUGAGUUUUGAUGCUGUCACUACAGUGGGAGAUAAGAUCUUUUUCUUCAAAGACAGGUUCCUCUUGGUGACAUUUCCUCAGAGGCCAAAGACCAGUGUUAGUUUAAUUUCUUCCUUAUGGCCAACCUUGCCAUCUAGCAUUCAAGCUGCUUAUGAAAUUGAAGCCAGAAAUCAAGUUUUUCUUUUUAAAGAUGACAAAUACUGGUUGAUUAGCAAUUUAAGACCACAGCCAAAUUAUCCUAAGAACAUACGUUCUUUUGGUUUCCCUAACUUUGUGAAAAAAAUUGAUGCAGCUGUUUAUAACCCACAUUUACAUAAGACCUACUUCUUUAUAGAUAACCAAUAUUGGAGGUAUGAUGAGAGGAGACAUUUGAUGGACCCUGAUUAUCCCAAACUGAUUACCAAGAACUUCCCAGUAACUGGGUCGAAAAUUGAUGCAGUCUUUUCUAAAAACAGAUACUACUAUUUCUUCCAAGGAGCUAACCAAUUUGAAUAUGAUUUCCUAUCUCAACGUGUCACCAAAAGACUGAAAAGCAAUAGCUGGUUUGGUUGUUAG